GUUGUGACCCCGUCUUUGCGUUGCCCGUUCAAUAACUCUCUCUAAGAGGUCAACGGCCUUUGUUGAGCCACCAAGGCCAUGAGCUACCACCGAAGACAGACAGCUCAGAGCCACCACAACCCACAGCCUGACUGACCGGGCGAACCAAGCGAGGCAGCCACCUCGAAUCAUGCCCUGAGUUUUAGUCGAAGCCAGAGCCUUACCGAUCACCCAGAUCAAAUGCGCGACGGUCCCCUGGGUUGAGCAUUUUACCAACCGCCAAACCGAUUGAGCAACCGAUGACCAGAGAUCACCACUGAAUCAGCUGGCCCGCUCCCGUAUUCUCAUCCGCCACACCCCCAGCUGCAGCCGGGGUAGCGAGAAUCUGAGCAGGCAAUACCAAACAUGGCCAACAGAGACGAGCCUGUACCGGAGGACUGGGAAGAUGUUGCCAACGACAAUCUAUCCGUCGUCUCCCUUCCCACAUCCGACGAUGAGGAUUUUGUCCCCGUCCGCCACACUGGUACAAGCCCAGAUGCCGGGGCCCACACAAAGCCGCGUGACGACAAGCACGAUGAGGCUAUCGCCAGCCCGACCGUCUCGGUCUCAAGGCAGCUUGCACGGCUUUCACUAGACGAUUCACAGGAAGAGAAGGCCGGCAUACCUGCCCAGCAGCCACAACAAGGCAAGAUCAACAUGAAUACCAACCGUUUGGCGAAAGUCGACAUUGCGGCAGGAAGUUAUGAUUCGGCCGAUGACGAGACACGUCUCGCCGACCAUUUAGAUGUCGAUUUGGACCCGAAUUUUCUGCAAAAGAUGUCCUCGUCAACUGUCAAGCUGAUUGUUGAGAUCUUGGGCAUCGUCCACUUCGGUGCCCACAGUCACGACGGAGACGACUCGACCGAUGGUCGAACACAAAUUGGGGAUGUCUGCAAGCGUUUACGAAAUCACCUCAACGACUUGAAUCCCAUUCUAGAAGGAUACUCCAAGCAAUGGACCACCAAGCAUGCCCAUGUCAGCUUGCCCAUCGACCCGGGCCUGUACGAAUGGAUGUCUGAUCUGAGGAUUGAGCUUCUAGCCGUACAAGCUCUUUUACAGGACCAGAUGAGCAACCGUCGUUCUGAUUCCGGCCCAUCAACGUUCAUCUCGGAUCUUACAAAGUACGAGGAAUCAUUGCGCGAGUCCUGCGACCAUAUGGCUAGUUUUCUGCCCAUUAUUGCGGCCGAUUUUGAGGAUUUUCACACGGCAAAUUUACCUGUCGCUGAGGAGGAAGAAACCACGGAGGCCGAGGCCUGGGAAGCUGGCGAUAGUCAUCAUCGCUACUCUACUUCUGGUACUUUGAGCGGCCAUGCUCAGCUUCGACGUGAGCUAUACGAGCUCAAGGACCAGGUCUUGGCCUGCGUUGAGUGCUUGAACAAUUUCUCCGAUCGACAUCCGCGGGCCUCGGGUCGCCUGCUCUUCCAACUCAGGGAUUCAUACAAUUCCAUCAAGAGCACCUUGGAUAUACUCUUGUCAAACCACGCUUCUGAGUGGAUUGACCACGGGCUUGCUGGUGGGAUCACUUACCCUGAAUUCUGCCGGCUUAAUCCCGAUACCGUUCGCUCUCUGAACGUACAGCUCAAGGAGAUAGUGGACAACUUCAAGAUGGAGUGCUUCCGUGCCCGUUCGUUUAGAUACACGGUUGAUCCCGAUAUGGUGCCGGCAGAUGAUAACGAAGAACCCGACGAUCAGAAUAUUGAUGCUUUGGGGAGCAUCCAGGAGGUCUUGGCGGAUCUAUUUCAAGUCAAGAGGAGGCCGUCUGCAAGCACUAGCGAUUGAGGAUUCAAUCAUGGAUGCCACUGAUAUUUAGGAUUGGAAGCAUGGAGUUUGGUUGAACCAGGAUAUUGGGCGUGCACAUACAGUCGCGCCUUGAGAUGUACUCAAAGUUCUUACUUACAGCUAAGCACUUGAGUAACAAUGUGCUUUGAGUGGUAAAACAAGUCUCGACUCAAGUUUUCUUUCGCAAUAUCAGAUUUCAAAUCCAUGGGUGUCGCCGUUGCUAUGCUGCACUAUUUACUCGAGUAAGAUCGCUAUGAGUGCGCGCAAUACAUCAAAGUAGCCCUUCAGUGAGACUCUCAACCCCGUUGUUUUCCGUUCUGUACGAGUAAGGUUUGAUUUCUGGAACAACUUUCCCUUCCUGGGAGGGUGUCCAUCUGAAUGCAGUGGCAAUUCAAUCCACCACUUUCAGCAUCCGG
Messenger RNA from Truncatella angustata, 2213 nucleotides. RefSeq lists its product as uncharacterized. Lineage: Eukaryota; Fungi; Ascomycota; Sordariomycetes; Amphisphaeriales; Sporocadaceae. The record is from RefSeq and is a predicted model, not a curated record. Bases 385 to 1797 code for a protein of 470 amino acids. The transcript has a single exon.